Molecule: messenger RNA, 498 nt
Organism: Naegleria lovaniensis
Lineage: Eukaryota; Heterolobosea; Eutetramitea; Acrasida; Naegleriidae
Exons: 1
Coding region: 1-498 (165 amino acids)
Biological process (GO): microtubule depolymerization
Cellular component (GO): katanin complex
Molecular function (GO): microtubule binding
Source: RefSeq, a predicted model, not a curated record
AUGUCAAGUGCCAUGACGAAUAGAUUGAAUAAUUUAAAAAUCGUACGAAGAAUUUGGAUUGAUCAGGGAGAUUCAAAGGAAGCCAUUAAGGCUCUUGUAAAAAUGAAAGAUUUGCCGCUUGCAUCCGAUAUGUUAGGGCAGCUGUUACGUCCAGAGUGUAAAAAGCAUUUAACUCUUGAAUUAUGUUCUCUCCUUUUACCAGUAAUUAUUGACCUCAUAAAGGAAAAUUAUGAGGAACACAUAUCAACCGCACUCAAAGCAUCCAUGUUGCUGUAUUCAAGCUUCUCAGGAAUGAUUGAAGAAAAUUUACAACUAUUUAAUAGUAAUCCAAAUAUUGCACAAAUGGAUAUUAAUGCAGAGGCAAGAAUUUCAAAAUGUCAAGCAUGCAAAAGAGGUUUCGGAGAAGUGAAGCGCAUUAUAAUAGAAAGAGCAGCUGAUUUCUCGCAAAUGACAGAUCUUGCUUUGUUAUCGAGGAGAGUUGUAAAGGCGAUCAAAUAA